GCAACAAUCAUCUGAACUAACAAAUGGAGCUGAUUUUCUAUGCAGUACACAAAGGCAGGCAAACUGGUAUUUAUCCUGGUCUUGAGAAAGCCUUAUAUCAGGUGAAGGACUACCCAGGUGCACGCUGGUAUGCAUUUCAUAGCUACGAUAAAGCUAGGCAUUUCGUCAGGAGUGGUAAUAUCACAACUUAUUAUGAUGAAGAUUACGCCCUGAAAGCAGAAACAGAAGGCGUUGUCAUGGUCGCUGCUUGAAAUAUUAUUAUCAUCUCUCAUCAUACUACCGCUUUGUUUGUUAUAUCAUAUCUUUAUAUCUUGUAUUAUUAACGACCACAUUUGUUGCAUGUUUUAU
Molecule: messenger RNA, 348 nt
Organism: Wallemia mellicola CBS 633.66
Lineage: Eukaryota; Fungi; Basidiomycota; Wallemiomycetes; Wallemiales; Wallemiaceae
Exons: 3
Coding region: 24-251 (75 amino acids)
Source: RefSeq, a predicted model, not a curated record